AUGGCUUUCCUGAAGACGAGGGUGCUGUACGCCUGCCUGCUGCUCGUGGGUGCACUCUGCGUGUACUUCAGCAUGGACACCCUGAUUGCUAUCAAGGAAAUACCCUAUGUUUACAAGAAGGACGAUGGGCGGUUCCUCCAGCUUCCAGAUGUCGACUGUAGACAGAAGCCGCCCUUCCUCGUCCUGCUGGUGACUUCAUCCCACCAGCAGGUGGCGGCCCGCAUGGCCAUCCGGAAGACAUGGGGCAAGGAGAGGACAGUGAGGGGACAGCAGGUGCAGGCAUUCUUCCUCCUAGGGGUCACAGCCAAUAAGGCAGAGAUGACUGCUGUGACCCAGGAGAGCCAGCAGUACCGGGACAUCAUCCAGAAGGACUUCGAGGAUGUCUAUUUCAACUUGACUCUGAAGACCUUGAUGGGCCUGGAGUGGGUCCACCACUUCUGUCCCCAGGCAGCUUAUGUGAUGAAGACCGACUCGGACAUGUUCAUCAACGUGCACUACCUGACCGAGCUCCUGCUCCGGAGGAACCGGACCACGCACUUCUUCACAGGCUACUUGAAAAUGAACGAGUUUCCCAUCAGGCAGAAGUUCAACAAGUGGUUUGUGAGCAAGCUUGAGUACCCGUGGGACAAAUACCCACCCUUCUGCUCCGGCACCGCCUACGUGCUCUCGGCCGAUGUGGCCAGUGAGGUGUACAAUGUCUCUGAGCUUGUGCCCUUCAUCAAGCUGGAGGAUGUGUUUGUGGGGCUCUGUGUGGCCAGGCUCGGAAUCCGGCCUGAGGAGCUGCACUCAGAGCAGACCUUCUUCCCUGGGGGGUUGCGCUUCUCCACCUGCCGCUUCCGGAAGAUCGUGGCCUGCCACUCUGUCAAACCUGCUGACCUGCUCAUCUUCUGGCAAGCCCUGGAGAGCUCCCGGGAAGAAGACUGCUCAUAGGAGGCAUCCAGGGGCGUAGCCAGACCAGCUGCAGAUGACCCGUGGGGAUGACUUCUGGGAGACUGUGAACGGCAUUGCUGAGUCACAAGGGUUGGGAGUCUGGGCAGAGGGAUGCGGGCCUUCUGCCCCCAGCAGCAAGAACCUCCAUUGGGCAGUCCCUAGUGUUUGAAAUGAAAUGCACCUGUGUUUCCUCCCUUUAAGGGCUCAGUGGCCCUUAAUGUCCACAAUUUGGGGACACAGCAGCUAAGAGAAGGACAGGGACACAUCCUGGGCCUUCCAGCCAAACUGAUUCUGGGGCACAGAUGAAAGUGAGGUUGUCAGAAUCUGCACCCCAGUGCAUGUCUCUUGUGUUGCCUCUCCUGGGAACACGGGUGAUGUCAGCGCCUCAAGGUGGGGAGCCGGGCAUUUUUCAAUCCUUUGCAGAAUCCUUGGCUCCCAUUCCUUGCUACCAAUCCUUGCACUUUGCAGUGUUUGAGAAUGGGGUGACUGAGCUCAGCCCCACUCUCGUCGCUUGCUGGGGUGGACAGAGCCAGGCUCAGAGGCUGCCCUUGAGGCCUGGCCCUGGACAUGCCCCAGAAGACAGAGGUACCUGACGUGGCUGCAGCUCACACCCAGUCCCGGAUGGAAAUCGGCUUUCACCGAUUUGUCCGUUGUGCCCACUGUGCAGGCUGACCUUGCUGUCGUCUGCCCCCUCCCCUAUACCCUGGGAGUGUGACGUCACCACUGAGCCAUCAGUGGCUCCUGGGAUCUUGGCCCCAGAUGCCUGUUGUCUUCUGUUGAGGUGCUUUUGUGAGAAUCAGCUGUCUCCAAGUCUCUUGUCAGAUCCCCAACCUUGGGCACCCACGUCCAGGUGAACCCUGACCCAGGAGGGAGCCCAACCUGGCCCAUGCUCAUUCCCAAUGAACUUGUCAUUUGGCCAAGGAACAACAGAGGUUUUGUGGUUUGGAGUUCAACCUUCCGUUUUCUUAUUCCCACAGGGGAUGACAUGAGCCAAUUUUUUGGCUUGCUGUGAACAGAAGGCAAGGGUUUCUGCCCCUGCAGCCACUGCCGUGUGACG
Messenger RNA from Ochotona princeps (American pika), 1987 nucleotides. It is a transcript of the gene B3GALT5, whose product is annotated as beta-1,3-galactosyltransferase 5. The transcript has a single exon. The record is from RefSeq and is a predicted model, not a curated record. Gene Ontology annotation, molecular function: N-acetyl-beta-D-glucosaminide beta-(1,3)-galactosyltransferase activity. Gene Ontology annotation, cellular component: membrane. Lineage: Eukaryota; Metazoa; Chordata; Mammalia; Lagomorpha; Ochotonidae. The coding region runs from base 1 to 930 and encodes 309 amino acids.